GUGUUGAGAUGUCUAUUUUCGUUGUUCAUAUUAUACAGGAGUGAAGUAGAGUGGGAAAACACACAAGAAACUAGCGACAGCGAAUAUAGUGAGGGCAGCGAGUACACGUUUCCAUGUCUGUAAGUUUUUGGCACUGUCUGGUUUAAAAUCUCCUGACUUCCUUUACUUCUGUUUACGGUGUGCAUCCCUAAAGCGUACAUUUAAGGUGUUUUACGUCAUUUGUAGUGCAGAAACCCUUCACAGUUCAUGUUUUUACGCGAGUAGGCGAUGGAAGGGAGUUUACGUCGGCAAUAGACGGUCAUAGACCGGCCGCUCACUAUAUUUACAGCUAAAACAACAUGAUGUGAUAUAAACUCAACAUAUUAACGUCUGUACUGGAUAAGCAUAUUUCGGCAAUGCACGGGAAUGACAGGACACACAACAGUCAUGAAUACGACAUUUUGCUUUUAGGGCUUUGGAAGAGCUUGAUCCUGUAGUCAUCAUGCUGCAACAGGAAAUAGAGUCAAAGAAACUCGAACGGAACCAUAUAUUCUACAGAUGUUUGAAGAAUGCUCUUGAAUUCGCACAGAAGUCAUCAAAUCCUCGUGAACAGUUUCAACAUGAUGGGACAAUUAAUACAUACAUGGAAACUCUGGAAUUUCACGGGAAACCAAAAACCAUGAAUUUAUUAAGGGGACCAGGGCACAGAAACCAAGGGCGUGGUGGGACAUUCCAGUUCAACUGGAAGGACUGGAACUUGCCCUUUAUACCUUCAAAGACCACAAGGGAUAAGAACAAGGCAGGCUACACCACCCGCAAUGGAAUCAUUAAAAGCCUUCUGAUUGCCUACCUCCUUCUUGCCCAACUUGAAGAUAGUGAGGUACAACCCCUUUUACAGAGUUCCAGUCUGCUCCUGAUACCUGCAGCGCUAGCUACUGAUGGUAUGAGCCUCAAACCUGGUUUGCAAUUUGAUCGGCGAUUGAAAGAACUUGUUGGACUACUGUUUCCUGUAACUUUAGCCUUUGCUAAAGAAAAUCCUUUGCCCGAUCCAAGUUUUCUUCGUGAUUCUUUCGUCGUCGAGGCGAAUGCUUUAGUUGUGACAGCACUUGACAAUAAGCUUUCUUUACCUGUUGGGAAUGACUACACCUCCAAGAAAACCAAUGGGGACGCGGUAAAGAAACGAAUAGAAACGCGUGUGAAACAGCUUCAAAUCUGCUUGCACUGCCUCCUGGGAGUUUCAACCGAAACUUGCAUGAAUGUCAUUGUUUCAUCAGGAGACGCUUGCAGUAGCUACUGUCAAGGUAGGAAAUAGAGCUAGGAAUCCUCAUUUGACAGUUAAACGCCAAAUCAUAUCGUAUACCUCCCAUUUUAAACGCCUCUUUCUUCGGAAAUUUCUUAUGUAACCUGAUUAAUACCAAAGAUCUUUAGAAAGUAGCAACCACAUAACUAGAAUCGAUAAAAGGAAAAGUGUUCACUCAAGUGGGCAGGAUCGACCUGUGUAUGAAAGAUUAAAAAAGCGACCUUGUUCGAUCUUGUGAUACAUGGUGGGGGACGUGCAUAAUAAUAUCUUUAAAGAAAGUCUAUGCACCUGCAAGGCUUCUAGCUAUUGCCGACAAAGUUUUAUACUUUCUGAACAUAAAAUAUCUUGUUUAUUAUUCAGAUUGCGCUUCAAACAACAGUAUCUGUCAAACUUGCCAAAGUAAUGGCCAGAAAUUUGUUGAAGAACCACUGCGAGCGUGUACUCGUUGCAUCAACUCCGGUAUCCAAUGUGUGAAAUUGUUGGUCUUAGCCUGGUCGGCGGAUUGCGAAGAAAACAACAAACAGGCUAUGCUUAAGCUGAUACAGGAAAAGACAGGUGGAACAUUCCCUCCAAAACUUCACUUUCUUCUUCCAAUUCCAGAGGCAACCCACGUGGCCAAAUGCUUAAAGGGCAGCUUUUCCAACUGGUUCCUGAACAAAGGCGGAGAACGAUUCAACCUUUCGAACCUAAGAACAUUGUACAAUGACCCCAACCCAGCGAUGCGAGAGAAGAUGAGAAGCGUUGUCACCUUGAGUGCAGUGCGAAAUCGAGACCGCAUGUCGGUCCCCGACCUGCUAACCAUCAACAAAGAGUCGGUGCGUGUGCUAUUGGCCAGUGUGCCACGCAUCACACAAACUCUCAUCCCCGAACCCUACCGUUUGUACAAAGGAAACGCGAGAGGUGUUGUCGACCAUCCAACCGGUCUUUGUAUAGCACCUGAAGGGAAGCUAUUUGUAGCCGACAACAGCAAAUCUCGGGUAUUCCAAGGUAGAUUGCACUACCCUGUUGACGUCAGUGAAGUAAGUGGCAGUUUGAUGAAUCCACAAGGUCUCGCCUACCUAAACAACGUCCUUUACGUCGCAGACAUGGGCAAUAAAAGAGUCGCAUAUCUUCCGCUAAGCUCCUCCGUAUUUCUUAAGCCCAACAGUAUGAAGGUUUCGGAGUUGAGACCAGCUCUAGAGGAAAGACAAAUUCCCACGGCUGGUCUUCAAAAGAAGGAUAUGGUUGCUCGCCUAAAAGAGUGGAUGACAAAGGCACAGCGAGAAAAUAAAGUUGACUGCACCAAAUUUUCUUCUCUUCCACUGAACACUGCACGUUCGACCCCACUUUCCACUCCCCUUGCUGUUUGUGGCUUUGGCACUGACCUGUUGUUUAUUUCGGAUUUGCACACGCAUCGAGUACUUCAAGUUUCUAUCACCAACAACGGAGCAGUCUUGAAAGGAAGUGUCAUCUCUGAGAUCCUUCUUAAAGACUCUGCUUUACCAUUAGGAAUUUCCGUUGCAACGGGAAAUCUUCUUGUGGCAGACUCAAGCGACGAGGGAGGAUUGCUACGCAUUGACCUUUCGACUAAUGCAGAGACAGUUUUAGUUUCAAACAAGUCGAGCAGCUGCCAGCGCAUUCACGGAAUCGCAGUUGAUGAGAACGGAGACUUGAUAUUCACGGACAGAGAUGCCCGAAAAUUGCGCUUGCUGUCCAACGGCACUGUGAAAGACAUUGCUGGUUCGGGAGUUAAUUCAUCUAAAGAUGGUUCAUCAAGUUCUUGCUCCUUUGAACAGCCCACAGCUGUUUGUAUUGAAGGGAAAACAAUCUACGUUGCUGAUACUGCUGUUGGACGCGUCUGCAUGGUGACCCCUACUUCAGCACUUUCACUCUACCUGGAACAAACUGAUACUGUUUGUAAAACGUUCGGUAUUCAUUUGCCUGGAAUCUCUCCGAACAUUUACAGUAUCUCUCAAGCCAUAGCUGCCUUCCGUGACGUAUCAUCACUCUUAAGCACCUGGGAGAGAGAGACAGCAGAAUCUCUUUGUCGAGCAUCUACCGUGCAAGGUCCCCAAGGUACACCCUCUUCAAAGAGCAUUCAGAGCGUCAAAGUCAUACUGGAAUCCCUUGGAAUACUGAAGGAAAGCCUGAGCUAUAUCAAUGCCGACUUCAUUUCUCAUGUGCGACUUGCAUCUUUACUAACACUUGUCGUGGAGCACCUUUUCAGUAAGAUGCGAUCGAGAAACCCUACACCGACGCUUCUUGAAUAUGCACAGCUCUUUGGUCCAACGAUGAAAGAGAACGUCAAGCAGUUGACCAAAUGCGGCUUUCAUUACUUCACUGCCUCCUCAUCAUUCUAUGAGCUCCCUGACGGUGGCAGUCUCCACUUUACUGAUGUUCCAGUCAUCCCGCAACUCCCGACAAAAUCCAUGCCCAUUGGAGAUCAGAAGGUUCUUCGUGACUGGCGUGACAAUUACGGCCAACCAGUUGCACAAGUGACCGUAAGAAAUCAAUCCACUAAGGACAACGUUGGAACUCUUCCACUUUACUCCUAUACCAGGCCGCAGCCCAUACCGCAACCACUGUCAUUCUCUUUCCCCACUGAGACCUCGUCCUCAAGGCAAGGCAGCUUGCACUCCAAUGUCUCCAAUGCUGAAUUGUUAUUUUCUUCGCAAACCGUUCUGGCCAUAAAACCAGGCCUUGUCGGCCUUACUGAAAGGACACUUAUUUCCACACCUUUUUAUCUUGGAGUUGCAGCUGAAGAUAUCUACCAAGACCAGCAUAGAGCUUAUUUGCCAAAGAUCAAUAUUUUUUAUCCCUCCGAACAAAACAUCUACCUUUUUGAAAGAAAUGAUCAAGUCGAUUUACCCAAGGAAGCUGUGGGAUUGGUACUUGAUGCCUUGACACCAGCGGCUAGCGAAGAAAUAAUACUGCCAGAAGAAAUUUACGAAGGAGUUGUCAGUGUUUUUAGAGAGACAAGGGAUCUGUGCACUGAAGGUGAUGAAAGCAUAACAGAUUCUGUUGCAGAUGAAGCAGACUUCUCCGACGAUGAGCUAAACAGUGUGGUCUGUGUUGACUCUGUGACCCUGCCAACCAUCUCCACGUCUCGAGUCGGAAGAAAUAUCCGUCCACCGACCAGACUGGACUUGUAA
Messenger RNA from Porites evermanni, 4410 nucleotides. NCBI's taxonomy places the organism in Eukaryota, Metazoa, Cnidaria, Anthozoa, Scleractinia, Poritidae. The record is from the annotation of a GenBank genome assembly.